Molecule: messenger RNA, 2424 nt
Organism: Anguilla anguilla (European eel)
Lineage: Eukaryota; Metazoa; Chordata; Actinopteri; Anguilliformes; Anguillidae
Gene: glis2b
Product: GLIS family zinc finger 2b
Exons: 7
Coding region: 946-2406 (486 amino acids)
Biological process (GO): smoothened signaling pathway; regulation of transcription by RNA polymerase II
Cellular component (GO): nucleus
Molecular function (GO): DNA-binding transcription factor activity, RNA polymerase II-specific; RNA polymerase II cis-regulatory region sequence-specific DNA binding
Source: RefSeq, a predicted model, not a curated record
GGUGGAUGGGCGGAGCAGCAAGCAUGCGCUGAGCUGGCAGCGUCGGGGCUAGUCCGCUGCGCGCGACGAGAGGGAGACACGGGCAGGCUCGGGUCCGGGUGCUGUCUGUGUUCAGACGGCCGCAGGGAGACCACCGCACCACUCACCGUCUCCUUUCGGGCGACGGCGAGCAGGGAAAAGAGCGAGAGGCAGAGAGCGAAAACGAGAGGCCAGAUAAACACCGCUGGAAAACAACUGGCCUGACUUGCAUCUGGAAACGAAGCUAAGAAGGGGACCCCACUUCCGACAUCGCUCUCUAUCGCUCAGCGCACCCUUUCUCACUCCCUCGAGGACGACCACCCAACUGAACCCCCCCUCACUUGACUAGCGUUGCCAAUAAGCGAUGCACCUUGAAACCGAGAAUAAAUCGUGAUUUUGGUACAUUUGGCACCCACACGUCAAAAUAUUCUCGUAAUUUCUGCCUGUAUCAAAACUACAGAUAGUAUUUGAGCGUUUACAUUUAAAACGGGUUUCUGAAUGCGAAAAAUAAUAUUUUUUCCUGCUGGAAACAAACAUCUUUUUUAUUCGUUAUCUGUUUGAGGAGGAACCGUCGCUGAGAUUCGCCCGAGUCUCCCUUUUGCAUGCACUCUUGGUUUCUUUUUAAGUUCUGUUGCAGAAUUUUAUUUCGACAAUGGUCAAACAAUCGACUGCUUUACUCGACACCUAAUUUAAAACAACCUGUCCGUGUUUGCGACAUUUUCCCCCUGUAACCUCGAAGGUUACGGACUUUUCAAGACACAGAAAAGGACCUCGUUUGCUGGGUGGUUUACCACAGAAGGAAUUCGCACACAGACUGAACGGAAAGUUUACCCCCAAGAAGGAAAAAAAGUAGAGGACACCUCGACCACAUUCACGGGAUUUUUCCUGAGGUGGGCGGCGCCCUCCCCUGGGCCUUGUGCUGCAGCCAUGCUGUCCCUGGACGAGCCGCUGGACCUGAAGCUCCCCCGCGGGCGUGGCGGCGGGCGGGACCGGGUGGCCCGCACCCCCCCUGCUCUCACCCCCUCCCCGCUGCUCGCCAAACGCGCCAGGCAGCUGCGCAUGGCGGACGACGGCACGGCCGUCAUCGUGCCCGCCUCCCCGGCCUCCCCCCACACAGGUGUACCUGUGCUCCCCCAGGAGAAACCAGAGCCCCGGACCCCCCCAGCUAUUGACCUCAGCAUGUCCCCCUCCUCCCGCCACGCCCCCUCCCCCCCGGAACAGUCCAACGGGCACGGGGUGACCCAGCUCCUCUCAGGGGACUCGGCUCACAUUCGCUACGUGGAGGGCGGGGCCUCUUCGCAGGCCUUUCAGUUCUUCCUGCCAAUCGGAGCGGGGGGCGGGCUCCACCUGCCGCCCUCCAUGUUCAUUGGCCCGCCCAAGGAGAAGCGGGCGUCGCCCGAGCUGUCGGCGGACGAGCAGCUGGCCUGCCGCUGGAGGAAGUGCCACCUGCUCUUCGACUCCCUCCAGGACCUGGUGGACCAUGUCAACGACUUCCACGUAAAGCCUGAAAAGGAUUCUGGGUACUGCUGCCACUGGGAGGGAUGUGCACGAAAAGGGCGGGGCUUCAAUGCCAGGUAUAAGAUGCUGAUCCACAUCCGCACUCACACCAAUGAGAAGCCUCACCGCUGCCCCACCUGCAACAAGAGCUUCUCCCGCCUGGAGAACCUCAAGAUACACAACCGCUCACACACAGGAGAGAAGCCGUACAUCUGUCCGUACGAGGGCUGCAGCAAGCGCUACUCCAACUCCAGCGACCGCUUCAAGCACACGCGCACGCACUACGUGGACAAGCCGUACUGCUGCAAGAUGGCGGGCUGCCUGAAGCGCUACACGGACCCCAGCUCCCUGCGCAAGCACAUCAAGGCCCACGGGCACUUCGUGGCGCAGGACCCGCCCCCUGCGGGCGGGCCGGGGGCGGGGCUGAAGGCGGCGCACAGCAAGGAGGCGGAGCUCCCCUACGUCAGCGGGGCCCACAUCAUCAUCCCGGGGGCGGCGGCGGCGGCGGCGGCGGCGGCCGUCCUGGGGGGCCGCGCCCUGCCCCUGUCGCCCCUCAGCCCGCGGCCCCUGGACCUGAGCGCGCUGGGCUGUCCCGGCUCCCCGCCGCCCCCCGUCCUGUCGUUCGGGGCGUCCCAGCUGGGGCUGCCGCCGGGGUUCCCCUCCGCCGCGCUGGGGAUGCCCAUGGUGUCGCUGCUGGGCCCGGAGCGCCGCGCCGCCGCACGCAAGGGCGGGGCCAAGGGGGAGGGGCAGGGCGGCGAGGACGCGCUCCUGGGGGGCCUCCCCGGGGCCGUCCUGAACCUCUCAGCAGGGGUGGGCCACGACCCCCUCUCCCCCGGCUGGGUGGUCAUCCCCCCGGGGUCCCUGCUGCUGAAGCCAGCUGUGGUCAACUGACACGCACAUUCCAGAGCG